Strongyloides ratti is the source of this 1395-nucleotide messenger RNA. RefSeq lists its product as hypothetical. Bases 1 to 1395 code for a protein of 464 amino acids. Lineage: Eukaryota; Metazoa; Nematoda; Chromadorea; Rhabditida; Strongyloididae. The record is from RefSeq and is a predicted model, not a curated record. The transcript has a single exon.
AUGUAUCUUUAUAUAAAUAUUUUAUUAACUGUUAUAUUUUUUAUUAAUAUAAUCUAUGCCAUUGAUAUUAAAAAUAAAACUAUUAGAGAUACUUCUUUAUGUGAAUGUCCUUUAGAAGAAGUACCAUCAUGUACAUGUAAACCUAAUACAAAAUUUAUUUUACCAUCAACUGAAAUGAGUUGUUAUUGUUUAACAGAAAUACUUUGUAAUUGUAUGGAAAGAAUAAAAAAAUUAGAAGAACAACGAAUACCACUUUUUGAUUCACAAUAUACAACAAAUAUAUUUCAUACAACUAUUUCUCCAUUUUAUGAUAUAACAACAACAUCAAAUUAUGACAUAUGUACAGUUAAUUGUAAUAAAAUUUGUAUUGAAACAUGUAAAACAACACCAAUACAUAAACAAAAUAUUUGUUAUGAUAUUUGUAAAAAUACAUGUGAAACAUCUUGCCAACAACCUGAAAUACCAAUACACUCCACAACAUAUACUCCAAUACAUACAACAACUGUUACACCAAUAAUAUAUCAUGAAUCUGAGUAUGAAACAACAUUAUAUCCUGAUAUUUAUACAACUCAUGAUAAUUAUCCAAUUUAUCCAUCAUUUAUUACCACAACAUCAUUACCAAAUUUAUUUUUUGAUGUUAAUAAUAAUAAUCAACAAGAUUGUUCAUUACAAUGUAUAGAAAAAUGUGGUGAAAAUUUUCCAGAAUGUAUAUCAGCAUGUCAAAAUAUUUGUGAAUGUGAAAAAUCAUGUAAAAAUCGUUGUAAUCAAGAAUCUCAACCAUCAUAUUCAUGUACUAUACCAUGUCAAAAUAUAUGUACAGAUAAAAAUAGUAUAGUAAUUAAUUUACACAAAUAUUUUAAUAGUCGAAAAAUUGGAAUGUCAAAAUUAAAUACAGAAAUAAAAAAAGAAAAAAAUAUAAAAUUAUCUUCACCUUCAUCUACUUGUCUUAUAAAAUGUUAUCAAAAUUGUCAGGUAAAUAAUACAUUAGAAGUAUGUUCAAAUUAUUGUCCAGAAUUUUGUAAUUGUACAAAAACUUGUACAGAGUAUUGUUCUAAAAGAAAUAUACCACAUCAUCAAUGUGAAAAUGCCUGUUUUAAUACAUGCAAAAUAAAUAAUAAAUAUACUAAAAAUUCUAAUAAUGUAAAAAAACAUUCUCAACGAUGUGAUGAAACAUGCUAUAAUAAUUGUAAUUUAUCAUCAAAAUGUGAUAAUUUAAUUAAUUAUAAUUCAAAAGAAAAUUGUAAGCAUGAAUGUAAAAAAAAAUGUAAAAGAGAAUGUUCUACUCAAGAAUUAAUUACAAAAUGUGCUAAAUCAGAAAAUGAUGAUAAAUUUUGUAUAUGUCCAAAUGGAUAUCGUUCCUGUGGAGAUAAUAAUUAUUGUUGUCUUCUAAAAUAA